CUGUUUGUCUCGAGUCAAAUAUUACCAGUUCAACAUGGCUGACAUCAGACUCGCGAGUUCAUCUGUUCGGACAAAAAACAAGUUUCAGCCUUCAGUUGAGAACUUGGUUACUCCAGGAGAUGUUAUUACAUCAGACACAUGUUUCAUGAGAGGACAUGGUACCUACACAGCGGAUGACCGACUUCAUGCUUCAGUGGCUGGUGUUGUAGAGAGAGUGAAUAAGUUGAUCUGUGUACGUCCUUUGAAAACGAGGUAUAAUGGUGAAGUUGGAGAUGUUGUCGUUGGUCGAAUCAUUGAAGUAGGUCAACGGCGAUGGAAAGUGGACACCCAUUCCAAAUUGGAUUCUGUUUUGAUGCUGUCUUCUGUAAAUUUACCUGGAGGAGAAUUGAGACGAAGGUCAGAAGAAGACGAGAAGAUGAUGCGACAUUACUUGAAAGAGAAUGAUCUCAUCAGUGCUGAAGUACAUUCAGUGUUCUCUGAUGGGUCCUUGUCUUUACAUACUCGCAGUCUCAAGUAUGGCAAGCUGAGUCAAGGUUCAUUAGUGACUGUAUCCCCAUCAUUGGUGAAGCGCCGAAAGACUCAUUUCCAUAAUUUACCAUGUGGUGCACACAUUAUUCUUGGAAACAAUGGUUACAUCUGGAUAGCCCCAAUCUCUCCAGAGGAGGAUGAAGAGUCUGGUGGAGGUUAUGAACAAAAUCUGUCUCCAGUUUCCUGUGGUGACCGAGAGGUGAUUGCUCGCAUGAGGAACUGUAUCCUGGCCCUCAGCCAUCACAAGAUGAUGUUGUUUGAUACCAGCAUAUUGUAUACCUAUGAUAACUCCCUGAAAUUCUCAUGUAAAGACAUCUUGAAACCAGAAAUAAUGAAUGAAGUUGUUGAGAUGACACGGUUAAGGCUUGAACAAGAAACUCUUUGAUUAGCAGAAUAUCACCUUUCAUUCAAGCCAUCGAUCUACAAUCUCCAUUGAUCUUACUGGAGGCUGCUUCAAAAGCAAUGGUGAAGAACAUGACUAUUCUUCCUUUGAUUUCCACUUUCUGGCCAUGAGUUUGCUUGUUCCAGCUGUUCAACAAUCACAAUCAGAUUUUCACCCAAUACUUUCAACUCCUAUUUAGUUAUGUUUUUUUUAAAAAUUUAUAGUUUGUUCUUCUAUCUACAUAUUACCAACCAUGUCAUCUCUGUCUGCUUCAUCCUUCAUAUGUACAGUUGAUAAAUUAUGUCUGGUGACCUUCAGCAGCAGCCAAUAUCAUCAUCACAUUCAUAAAGUUUCCUUAAUUUCUCUUGUGUCAUCUCAUCUUUUAUCUUAAAAUUCUCCUCUCAUACCACUACCACCAUUACCAUCACUGCCACUACAGUCACCAUUACAAGCUUAGCAAUCAUAUUCAUCUUUCUCUUUACACUGCUGUCCAUCUGAGAUAGUAGCUUAGUCAGUGGUCAGUAGUGUGGAUAAUCUCAACUCUAAACAUUCUGUUUCAUGGGUGAACAUACGGAUGGUCACUCUACCUAUUAGAAAUAGCAGCAAAUCUCUCAAGUCUUACAAAAAGGACAUAUUGAAUAAUAUGAUCCUAGCUGUAUCUGGGGAAAUAAAAGGCUUGGAUUAUCAUGGUUGGAAUGCUUUUUGCUUGGGACUGACCUGGGGAUAAACAACAUCAACGAUAACAUCUUGUUUUAUAUCAGAAUAUUAUAUUGCCUCUUCCUAAAUAAGAGCGGCCCCAGAGAUGUCAGUUCCAUAAUGUAGUAUUGUUAUUGUCAUAUAAAGUAAGACUUGCUCCGUAUAAAAACUUACCUCAACUAACUGAACCAAGGAAGUUGGUAUCUCUUCAACAGACUGACACCAUAGACAAAGAAAUUCAGUCUCAAAUAGUCCCUGACAGCUCUGACUGCAAGGGAGUCAUUCAAAUGGCAGGGAGAGGUGUAUGUGUCUCUGGCUGAUACUUGAAUAAUGCUUGGUCUAAAUUUUAUCUUGUGAUCUUGGGAGGUCAUCAGAAAUGACAAAAAAUAUAUAUAUACAAAUAAAACAAAUGAUCUAGUGGAAGGGUUAAGAAAUUCCAUUUCAAUUAAUUCUCAUAAUCAGACAUUCCUCAUCAUCUCUUAUAAACAUAGAGGAAAACACACACACAGAAACAGAACAUCAAAGAAAUCUGGUACCACAAACAUUCUGUCCAAUGUAGAAUUUAAAACAAAAUGCAGUUAUUUGAUGUUGUUAUUAAUUAAUUUUUUUUUCAUUUAAA
Messenger RNA from Octopus sinensis (East Asian common octopus), 2225 nucleotides. RefSeq names its product exosome complex component RRP4. Gene Ontology annotation, molecular function: RNA binding. Gene Ontology annotation, cellular component: nuclear exosome (RNase complex); cytoplasmic exosome (RNase complex). The transcript has 9 exons. The record is from RefSeq and is a predicted model, not a curated record. Lineage: Eukaryota; Metazoa; Mollusca; Cephalopoda; Octopoda; Octopodidae. Bases 35 to 913 code for a protein of 292 amino acids. Gene Ontology annotation, biological process: U4 snRNA 3'-end processing; TRAMP-dependent tRNA surveillance pathway; nuclear polyadenylation-dependent rRNA catabolic process.